AUGUCAGAAGUCGCUCCCCAGGCUUCGGGUUCUUCGCCCGCCACCUGCGUGGAUUUGUUGGAGAACGAGGGCACUGCGUACAUUUACCUCGAUGGCGUGACGACCGUUACCUUCUUCGACGGUCCGGCGCCACUUGAACAGCUGAAAAGCCGGCUUGUCCAGAUUGUGAAGGCGUCACCUUGGGUGGCAGGGAAGCUGGUGACGUCGAAGGGGAGACCGGGGGAGAGCAAGAAGGGCACCGUGCAGAUGGCGUUCGACCCAGCGCCGAGCGAAGACCUGAUCCUGAGCACGCUCCUGCAGGAAACUGACGCUCUCGAGCUUUCCCCCACCCUGCCCUACGAGCACCUGACAAAGGCACUGUCGAAGAGCCCCGUUAAACCGCACGUCACCACGGGUUGGGACAUCCUGAAGAAAGGUCUCUCGUACACCAAGGUCACCGUCGCGCGCGGCAAAAGCGGCACCAGCUGGGCACUGAUUUUCUCGGUCUCGCACGUGGUUGCGGAUGGCUAUACCUACUACAAACUGCUUGGUAUGUUUUCCGGAUCCGCCCCCAUUAUUUCGUUGAACCCCGUGCGGAAACCCGCCUUCCUGCCGGCGGUGAAGCGCGCCGUCGGCGAGGCGGAGUACAAAACCGUGAUGGGUGCACCUUCGCUGAUCGUGAACUAUUUGAGCAACAUGCUCUUCGGCAAAACGCCCCGGGUCUACGCCUUUUACGUGGACGCGGAGAAAAUUGAAGCGGCGAAGAAACAGCACAAGCUCAAGAACGCCGGCGCCGAUGGAACCGAUUUCGUUUCCACGAACGACAUUCUGACGACGUGGUGGGGCCGGCUGACGCGGGCGCGGCUCCUCGAGAUGGCCUUGAACUUCCGGGGGCGGAUGACGUCCGACCCGAAUCUUGUGUCCGAGGACGCCGGCAACUACGAGUUCUGCAUUUUGUUCUCCCCGCAGGACUUCCAAGACCCGUCCCUGAUUCGUAAAUCUUUGCAGCGGAAGGACGGCCGGUUCUGCAGCGUCCUGGACCCGCCACGACCGCUGCCGGGAUGCUGGAGCACGAUGCGGUGUCGGUACCGCAUCAUCUCGAACUGGGCCAGCUUUUUCACGGACAUCGAGCUCGAGGGCUGCACGCAAACCCUACACAUUCCCUACCUGAACCCGAGCGAGAUGCCGACCGAUAUUUGCGUCAUUUUUCGCCCGACGCGGGACACACUCGGAGUCUACGUCGUCACACGAAAACUCAAGGACGAAGUGUUCGUGACCGGAGCCAACGGCGCAGAAGCGCUGCUGGGAAAACAGAUCAUGCAGUCGGCGGGAGCUAAGUGAUGUCAAAGGAAAUAGUAUACGUUAAGUUACUUACAAACAAAAUAAAAAAUGAGCGUUGCAAUAGUAGUCCUAGUACUGCUUUACGCUUCUGUAUUGUCGUGGACAUGGUGAGCUGCAUGACGAUGACCCGCUAUCGUAGUAAAAUUCUGCUGCACGACAUGAAGCAGGAGCCUGCUGUGAGCGUGAGGUAGAACAAAUCCAGGCAUGAACGUGAUCAUCAAGAAAGAACAAGGACGAAGAUGUAGUGUCCCUGCUCGUCGUCCUCUGGGCACUUCCUUGUGGUACACGCUCGCUCGCCAUCAACGUUCGCAUGGCGCUGCGCGACAGAUGAUGGCAAUAACGGUGUUUACGAUGCAGGGUGGGUACUACAGCUAAGGCUCGUU
Molecule: messenger RNA, 1703 nt
Organism: Amoebophrya sp. A120
Lineage: Eukaryota; Dinophyceae; Syndiniales; Amoebophryaceae
Source: the annotation of a GenBank genome assembly